Messenger RNA from Dibothriocephalus latus, 207 nucleotides. NCBI's taxonomy places the organism in Eukaryota, Metazoa, Platyhelminthes, Cestoda, Diphyllobothriidea, Diphyllobothriidae. The record is from the annotation of a GenBank genome assembly.
CAGCGCGGACGGUCCCUUCUCGACUCCUACAAUCUGCAUCGCUUCAUAGCGACGGCGAGGGAUCUGCUGGACUGGAUGGAGGAGAAGAAGGAAGAAAUGAGCCAUCCCAGCACGCUUAGGUAUGCAAUCUUUACUGUAACUCGCCUAAACCACACUAAGCAAGCAGCACUUCGCCUAGCCGACAUCUGGCAGCACUUGCUGUGCUAG